Drosophila rhopaloa is the source of this 832-nucleotide messenger RNA. RefSeq names its product peptidyl-prolyl cis-trans isomerase 5-like. Gene Ontology annotation, biological process: protein peptidyl-prolyl isomerization. The transcript has 3 exons. The coding region runs from base 50 to 637 and encodes 195 amino acids. The record is from RefSeq and is a predicted model, not a curated record. Gene Ontology annotation, cellular component: intracellular membrane-bounded organelle. Lineage: Eukaryota; Metazoa; Arthropoda; Insecta; Diptera; Drosophilidae. Gene Ontology annotation, molecular function: peptidyl-prolyl cis-trans isomerase activity.
GGCAGUUCUACAACAGAAAUUAAUUCAAUCGCCGGGAAUUUCUGGAACAAUGAAGUUGUUUUUAUCCGUGUGCGUGGUGGCCCUGGUGGCCGGAAUUGCCGUUGCCGAUGACAGCAAAGGGCCCAAAGUGACUGAGAAGGUUUUCUUUGACAUCACCAUUGACGGCAAGCCCACAGGUCGCAUCGAAAUCGGCUUGUUCGGCAAGACCGUUCCGAAAACGGUGAAGAUCUUCCGGGAGCAGGCGCUGAAGCCCGCGGGCGAAGGCUACAAGGGCAGCAUGUUCCACUUCAUUAGAAAGGGCUUAAUGAUUAAGGGUGGUGGAUACGGCACUGAAAGACCCCCACUCAACGUGUACGAUGAUGACUACGAUGAUGAAAAUGAGAACACCAAGCUGAGGGAAUACGACGCCGGCUGGCUGUUCAUGGACAACGAUGGUAAGUUCUUCAUCAACACCAAGGAGAUCAGCUUGGUAGGCGAACGCCCAGUCUUCUUCGGCAAGAUCCUGUCGGGCAUGAAUGUGGUGCGCCAGAUCGAGAACUUGCCCACCUAUGCCUCCGGUCUUCCCAUCAAGGAUGUGGUCAUCGCCAACAGCGGCAGCAUCCCCGUCCCGGAGGCCAAGGCCGAUGCCACCGAUUAAACUGGUUUGAAGGCAGCCUCUAUGUACGGAUCCUUAUCAUCUUAUUUAAGUAUAAAAGCAUAUUCGAUUUUUCCAGACAUUUGCAUUUACCAUUUGCAUUCGCCAUGUUUAUUUACAUUCUGUUCCGUAAGCAAGUAGCUCUGCUCAACUAAAAAAGAUAUGGCAUAAAUAAAGAACAUUGUUUGUGAUAGAGGA